This is a messenger RNA of Blumeria graminis f. sp. triticale, 2490 nucleotides long. NCBI's taxonomy places the organism in Eukaryota, Fungi, Ascomycota, Leotiomycetes, Helotiales, Erysiphaceae. The record is from the annotation of a GenBank genome assembly.
AUGGUCCCCAACGCCACGCAAUCCGAAACGUAUCGUGCCACAGCGAGUGUGCGGCGGCUGUCGAUGCUGGGCUCGUCAGCUGUCACCUCUAUCAAUCAAAUACAGAUGCGUCCGACUUCCCCUGAAGUGAUCUCCAGCCUCAUCACAUCGUUGUCAAGCAUUAGAACAUCACAGGCAUUGGACCAGAGCGUCCCGUCGCCGCACGAUUCGCUACCUUCCCCGCAUCCUAAACCAGCUGCUAGAGGACAGCUUCUUUCUCAGACUUAUGGUGAUACGUGCUCCACAAUUGCAGAUUUCGAAAUUGACAACAAUCUAUAUCAUAACUCUGCCAUGCAACGAGAGAUGUGGGGAGAAAACUCACUAGAUGAUUUAGCGGCAUCACCGCCAGUCAUAAGGACAGGGAAAUCUCCAUCGUGCCACCCCGUUACUCUUAUGCCUAAGGUGCCGCCGCAAAAUUUCUCUUCUCUAAGAAACUUAUUUGGAUCCAAAUCAAGACCAUCUUCGAGACCUUCUUCCAAGGACUCUGACCUGAUUGAGACUAGGAGUAUUGGUAAUUUAAGUAUCGAACCUGGAUAUGUGUCCUCCGAAUCGAGACGUGGGUCGACAGACACAUGGGGAAAGAGACAGAGGCGGUUAAUUUAUACCAAUUCAAAAGAAAAGCUCCGCGGACAGGAACAGGAACGAAAGAAGUGUUCGACUGCUAAUGGUGACAUUCGAAGCGGACGGAAACGACUCAGUACAACUUCAUCUUUCAUGGACCAGAAUGCGAUCGGAGAAGAAUUCGAAGCAAGUUGCGAUUGGGGUGCAGCGGAUCUCAAUGUUACCAUUCCAAAGCGAGAAUCUUCUCUGCUGAACCCCAAAUUCUCCACGCAAAUUCCACCUAGACCAAGUCAGACAAAAGUACGCGAGGUAAAGACUGAAGCGUCAGUCCCUCACUAUGAUAAUCAUGAAGUUUGCGCGAAUGAGGUAGCAGGUAACGAAACAACCUCUGCGGCUCAUAUUCAGUAUUUGGAAACAGUGGAUUAUCUUCUUACAGACCAUCCAUCGUUGCUAUGUAAAAUUCAACCGAAAUCAUCUCCACCAUCACCACUAUCAGACACGGACCAAUCAUUAACAAACCAAGCCGGUCCAGAUAUGAUUGUUCCAGAAUUAAUCCCCAACUUUCGGAAAUCUCGAAGAUCAGGAAACUCGAAUUCAUCCAGACAAACGCGGAAUUCAAAAGUCGUUGCCGCUGAAACAAAUAUAGUAGAUGAGCGUCCAUCAAGCGCUGAUUCCAUAGAUCAUGACGUCGAGGAGUACGUCUCUUCCCCUAGGCUAUCGCAGAAAAUACGGCAUCCACAAACCGGAAGAAUAAUAUCGUUUUCAGAAGUUGGCGAUGCUGAAGGGUUCGCAGUUUUCUGCUGUGUGGGCAUGGGUCUGACACGUUACAUCACUGCAUUUUAUGAUGAGCUAGCAUUAACGUUGAAACUCCGCCUUAUCACUCCAGAUCGCCCCGGAGUCGGAGGUAGUGAGCCCUAUGCCAAUGGAACAGCUACUCCCCUAAGCUGGCCAGACGAUGUGUAUGCAAUAUGUCAAGCGCUUAAAAUCACAAAAUUCUCAAUACUAGCACACUCAGCAGGGGCUAUUUACGCUUUAGCAACUGCCCUUCGUAUGCCCCAACACAUUCGUGGACGUGUACAUCUUUUAGCUCCAUGGAUACCUCCCUCUCAGAUGAGCGUAAUAGGUGGUCAAGUUGGCAUGCCACCAAUUCACUCGCUUCCUACUUCACAACGUAUUUUACGAGCCCUUCCCACACCUUUCUUAAAGGCUGCCAACUCUAGCCUAAUGGGUGUUACGCGUAGCUCUAUGACAAGUAGUCUUCCUAAGCAACGUCGCGUCAAGAGAAGGUCAAUGGGACGCGAUAGUUCUGGGCAACCUGUUCGCAACUCUGCUUCACCUGGCAUAGAAAGAGAAACAGUAACGAGAAACUCUCUGGGGUUUUUGGAUGCAACAGAGAUGUCAUUUCGCAACUUGAACGUUACAGAUCUCGAUUCUGAUGCUGCUAUUCUGGCAGCAGCCGCCAACACGCUUGCAGUCCAAGAGCGGCAGAAUAUAUACGAGUCCAGACUUACAAACGCCAUCUGGAAUUUGGCAACCCAGGGUGCUAAUCCAGCGAUUGACUUACUUGUUUGUCUAGAAAGAAGGCACACUAUUGGCUUCAGAUAUGUUGAUAUUACACGAUCUGUUGUGAUUCAUCACGGUAGCAAGGAUACUCGAGUACCUCUAGAAAACGUGAGGUGGAUGGGCAAAACAAUGAAGAGAUGCGACGUGCGUGUUCUCGAGGGCGAGGGUCACAGCUUAAUGGCAUCUGCUUCAAUUAUGAGUAGUAUACUGACGGAGAUAGCGAUGGAGUGGGAAGAUUGGAUGAAAGUCACGAGUAUAACGUCUGGGCAUCGAGGCGAGGGAAAGCCAAGGUCGUCGAGAGAAGUUACUAGCGCAGGAGUUCUAUAA